AUGUCGACGAUCGUCGACGUACUCGCAGAUGCAAAGAUCUGUGCCAAAGCAGAUCCCGAUCUUCAGUGCGCGCUGGCACUGCUACUGGACUUCUCAAAGGCAUAUGACUCGCUGUCACGGGUAGUCUUUCUCGCCGCGCUUCGGAAGCUCGGGUUCCCGCAAAUAAACGAGCACGUUGUAGAUGCAACGGGGUGA
This is a messenger RNA of Peronospora matthiolae, 195 nucleotides long. NCBI's taxonomy places the organism in Eukaryota, Oomycota, Peronosporomycetes, Peronosporales, Peronosporaceae. The record is from the annotation of a GenBank genome assembly.